Messenger RNA from Sander lucioperca (pikeperch), 2613 nucleotides. RefSeq names its product secretogranin III (gene scg3). The transcript is spliced from 12 exons. NCBI's taxonomy places the organism in Eukaryota, Metazoa, Chordata, Actinopteri, Perciformes, Percidae. Gene Ontology annotation, biological process: protein localization to secretory granule. Gene Ontology annotation, cellular component: secretory granule membrane. The record is from RefSeq and is a predicted model, not a curated record. The coding region runs from base 326 to 1816 and encodes 496 amino acids.
UAGCUCACACGGGGCUUGAAGAGCCUCCCUGCUUAUCUGGUUAUAAUUAUAUAGAGGUGACCUGGUUUCAGCACCGCGGCUCGUCAACAGCUCCAGUGCGCAGCGGAGAUUUGGCCAGCCCCUUCACGACCGGUGCGUCUCACUACAGAGCCGGUACUCCAGGGCGCAGCCUCCGCGUCAGUUUCAGCACCAGCGGCCGGACGGAGCACAGCGGAGCUGUCCACACAUUCAGCACUUAGUUUCUGGAGGAGGGAACCAGACCCACAGACAGCAAGACAGCCAGGAUAUAUCUUCCUUCCUGGACACUGAGACAGCUUAUUUCAGAAUGGCGUCAUAUUACGUUGGCCUUUUCGUCCUUUUCCAGCUUCUAGCCCUGAAUGAAAUGAGCCAGAUAUCUGCCUUCCCCACACCGACAGCCUCAACGGAUGUUGCAGAUAAAACUGUGUACAAUAGACAGUUGACAGAAGAAAGGCCACUACAAGAGCAGAUUGCUGAGGCGGACAGCGUGAAGGCUGCAGUACAGUCAGCUGAGGGCAAGCGUCCCACUGCCUCCAAGGACGUGGAGUCAGAGCAGGACCUUGAUGACUUCACCGUGCUGAAGUCACUGGCUGAUGGCCAGAAAUCAAAGGAGACCACUGAGCUGCCACUCAAGAAGGAGGGCCAGUACAUUCCGGAUGAAUCAGACUCGACCAAGAGCCGGCGUCUAACUGAGGACUACGACUCCACCAAGAGCGGGAUGGACUAUGGCAAGUAUCAGGAUGACACAGAAAGUUUCCGUCAGGUCGACGGCACUCCACUGACAGCAGAAGACAUUGUCCAGAAGAUCGCAAACAAGAUCUACGAGGAGGACGACAGAGGGGUGUUCGACAGGAUUGUCUCAAAGCUGCUCAAACUGGGGCUGAUCACAGACAGUCAGGCAGACACUCUGGAGUACCAGGUGGCCGAGGCUCUCCAGGAUCUCAUCACCAAAAACGCCAAGAACAACGAGAUUGAGGACGAUGAGAGCAACGAACAAGAAACCAGGGGAGAGCAGGAAGACCAGGGCUCAGACAGUAACAAGGACACAUGGGAGCCACCCAGUCGGCGCUACAACAAAGACGAGGACGACGAUGAAGAAAAUGAUGAUGAGAUUGAGGAUGAGGUGGACAGGGAUGCAGAAGAAGAAGGGGGUGACACAGCCACCAAAACCUGGGACAAAGAUGCUGAGGAGGGCAACGAGGUGAGACCCGAAGACGGGCUCCAGGACCUGCAGUACUUCCCCAACUUCUACCAUCUGCUCAGCAGCCUCGACUCAGAUCAAGACACUCAGGAAAGAGAGACAUUGAUCACCAUCAUGAAGACGCUGAUUGACUUUGUGAAGAUGAUGGUGAAGUACGGCACUAUCACGCCUGAGGAGGGAGUGUCCUAUCUGGAGAACCUGGAUGCUAUGAUAGCCAUGCAGACCAAGAACAAGCUGGGCAAGGCUCUCGGGCCUCCUGACUUCACUGGACCCAAUGGAAAAAACUUGGAUGAGGAUGACAACACGAAGGCUGAGGCCGCCAAGAUGCAGAAGGAGUAUGAGAACCUGAAAGACUCAACCAAGGAGGAGCAGCCAUCAACUGAGACCAAUCAGCCCGGCAAGUCAGAGACCUAUCUGGAGGCCAUCAGGAAGAACAUUGAAUGGUUGAAGAAACACAACAAAGAAGAAGGCAAAGAGGAUUAUGACCUGUCCAAGCUGAAGGACUUCAUGGACCAGCAGGUUGAUUCCUACAUUGAGAAGGGCAUCAUCGCCAAGGAUGAAGGAGACACCAUCAAGAGGAUCUACAGCAGCCUGUAACGCCAUCACCCAUCCUCCCACCAACCUCUGGCCUAAAACAUAGGACUGAAUCCGACAUUAACAUCUCAAACAAAACCCUGACUACAUAGUUAUUUCCCAUGGCAUGGUAAAGUAUAUACUGUGUAUUCGAAAUUACCUGCUUAGGGGAACUUGUUUACCCUCUCAGACAUUCCUAAAAUGUAUCAAGAGAAGGAUGUAAUAAUACUAUCAACAAAACCGUAAAAUGAUUAUUUACAGCUAUACCUAACUGAUUAUAUUUGCACGCCAAGAUCACAGAGUAAUAAUUACUAGAAUAUUAUUGAAAGAGAAAUCAAAGUAUUUUAUGUAACCAACUCACACAUUCAACUAAAUGCUACCAUUUACUCCAACCUGACUCCUGUGGGAAAUGAAUGUUAUGGGAGUAUGACGCCGUAGCUUUGUCAGCAACUAGUUUCCAAUACAUUUUUUGCAACAAAAUGCACAUAUAUCAAAUCAUACUCAUUCUAUGUAACCUGUCUUAGCCUAUUAUAUUUCUUUUUCCAGUGUAUGUGUAAGACCUUUAAGUAUUCUUGCUUUUUAUUUUACCAAAAAUAUAUUGUAUUGUGUAUCGUGUCAGUGCCCUGCAUACACGUUAUAUUCGGCUGUAAUUCUUCUGGGGCCCACUAGGGGGCCACGUUUGUAUCGUCAAUUCUCUCUGCAUGUCUCUGUGAGUUCAACAUUUCCAUCUAUGUAGAGACUCAAGAUAAGUAUUUUUAAAUGUAAAUAUUUGUGAUUUUUUCCUAAAGUUCAAAAGCAAUUAAAAAAUUGCCUUUUCUUUA